UUGAUUAAAUUCUGGCUUUGGCUUCUAUUGCACACAAGCGAUUUCUCAGAGUCACAGAAGACUAUUAAAGACCAGCGAGAUCUACUGGGCUCUGAUCUCCGCCUUGCCUUUCGCUGAUUGAUCGAUCUUGUCCUUCUUCUCGUUUGAGUAGAGAGAGAAAUUGAGCUCUGUGGUUCUUUAGAGAGAAAGAUUGAGACUUGAGAGUAGUAAUGGCGAAUGGAGGUGGGUAUGGAGAUCCUAGCCAGAAGAUAGACUACGUCUUCAAAGUGGUGCUGAUUGGGGAUUCGGCGGUGGGGAAGUCGCAAAUACUAGCUCGAUUUGCGAGGAAUGAGUUCAGCUUAGACUCUAAGGCUACUAUCGGAGUCGAGUUCCAGACUAGAACCUUGGUAAUCCAGAACAAGAGCGUCAAAGCCCAGAUCUGGGAUACUGCUGGCCAAGAACGAUAUAGAGCAGUAACAAGUGCAUACUAUAGGGGUGCUGUUGGAGCAAUGCUGGUUUAUGACAUAACCAAACGUCAAACAUUUGAUCACAUACCACGUUGGCUGGAAGAGCUGCGUAGCCAUGCUGACAAGAACAUAGUUAUAAUUCUGAUUGGGAAUAAAUGUGAUCUUGAGAACCAGAGGGCGGUCCCCACUGAAGAUGCUAAGGAAUUUGCCCAAAGAGAAGGAUUGUUCUUCUUAGAGACCUCUGCAUUGGAAGCUACCAAUGUUGAGAAUGCCUUCUCGACUGUGUUGACAGAGAUUUUUAACAUUGUAAACAAGAAGACUCUAACUGCUGGUGAAAAUCAAAGUAAUGGCAACCCUGCAUCGUUGGCGGGCAAGAAAAUCAUCAUUCCAGGCCCUGGACAAGAAAUUCCUGCAAAAAGCAAAACGUGUUGUAGCUCAUUGUAAUUUGAUCAGACAGACUUCAAAGUAUGUGAUUGUCUGUUUUGUGCUUCUAAUGGGCAAUUUUUGAAAGGUGUGUUGUGUUUUGUUGUAAAUUUUUCAUUUCUGUAGUUUAGCUUGCUUCAAAUGCAGCUGAAUUUUCUAUCAA
Messenger RNA from Manihot esculenta (cassava), 1032 nucleotides. RefSeq names its product ras-related protein Rab11D. The coding region runs from base 210 to 890 and encodes 226 amino acids. Lineage: Eukaryota; Viridiplantae; Streptophyta; Magnoliopsida; Malpighiales; Euphorbiaceae. The record is from RefSeq and is a predicted model, not a curated record. Gene Ontology annotation, molecular function: GTPase activity; GTP binding. The transcript has 2 exons. Gene Ontology annotation, cellular component: endosome.